Messenger RNA from Trichoderma asperellum CBS 433.97, 2551 nucleotides. The record is from RefSeq and is a predicted model, not a curated record. NCBI's taxonomy places the organism in Eukaryota, Fungi, Ascomycota, Sordariomycetes, Hypocreales, Hypocreaceae.
CGUAUGUUAGCGCAGGCUGGCGGCCGUCAAAUAACUCUCGAUAUCAGCCCGUCCCCGACAGCGAGGCCUCUCCUUCGACACGCCAUAAGCGACAGCAGAGCAGCCGUACAAAGCGUGCCUCGGCAUCGAAUCGACGCUCCUCCCGCCGACCCGAUUCUCAAGCCAGCGAUGUGUCUGAUGGUAUGGUAGCCCCGCUAAGAAUCAUAAAAUCACAUUCUUCUGAGCUGCAAGCAACGAACCAGCCUUCAGCAAAUCAAUCCACACAUCCUGCGGGAUACCAUGCCAUCGAGCCAGAAGAAGACCCAACAGUGCGCUUUGACGAGGCUCAACUAGCAAUGUUCGCCGCCGAUAACGCUUCCCGCAUGCCUAACAUUAAAGAUGAGUUGGCUUUGGCGGCGGGAAAAGUCACUCCCGGAGUCGACGAUACACCGUACAUUCAAUAUGCUCUGCAAGCUUUGGUGGGCGGUCAGGGCACAUCGAUACCGUCGCAUCUCGUAUCCAAUUCGUCUGACGGGUAUUCCGAACGCUAUGAGCCAAUGCGUGGAUUUGAUGAGUCCGCGGGAUACUCUUCGCCAACCCGUCGGGAUCGUAUAACGAGUGAGGCCGCCGCCCCAUCAGCUCCACUCAGGGGCCCUUCCCCUCCUCUUCAACUCCCACGACGCAGCACAGCUUCCUUUGACCCAACCGGGGCAAGCUCAUCACGAUGGAUUCCCGUUUCAAGCAAUAUGCAACAGGAUCUUGACCCUCAUGGCAGAACGCAUCAGCCACUCACCGUCAAACCGCAGAUUUUACGGGCAUUCUCAAUGAUAAUCUUGAUUAUCCUAAUUUUACUUAUGAUGGCUGCCCUCACCUUCUGCGAUAGAUACUCGACCUUCCAUUCAGGCUUGACUCCAUAUCCUGGCAGUAUAUAUUCGGCUCAGUACUUUGUAUUCCGGAUAUUGCCACAAUUAUUGGCCAGCAUUAUCUUUAUUUAUGCUCAAAGUGUAGUAAACGCUUCUUUACGAGUUCUACCGUUUACUGCAAUGGCCAGUGAGGACCCUCGAGUUAGAUAUCUGGGACUGUUUCAGAGAUUAUAUCCUGCUUCUUUUCUACUGCCCCAGUUCACUGGACCAUGGCAGUUUAAGAUUUUCGACGCUGCAACAUGGCUGGCUAUAUUUACGAUUCCCUUACAAAGCUCAGCUUUUACGUGUAUCUUUGUCAAUGAUGAGUGGGUUUGGGCGCCAGUUCAGGUGGUCGUUUGGGUGCUUGUUGGCAUCUAUGGCGUUCUGUGUCUCGCGGCAGUGAUUUUGAUGGCUUAUUGGAUCGUUCAAUGGACCGGUCUUGCCUGGGACAUUCGAUCGAUUGGAGAUCUUUUGCCAUUGCUAAACCGCAGCAAUGUCAUGCACAGCUAUAGACGCAACGAUCUUGCUGAAAACGCCAAGGUUUUUAAGAGCCAAUUGCGUGAGAGAUGGUUUGAUCGACUGGGGUACUGGAGAGCUGAAGAUGCGACCAUUGGAGGUAUCUGGUAUGCCAUUGGAGCCUCUCCCGAUGAAUCUUUUGAGUUUAUCUCUGGUACGAUGAACAAAAAGGGUAGCAACGACUUUUCUAUCGACCUGAAAGCGGCACAAAACUCUGCUCUUGGGGCUCCUCGUGGCAAAUACCUACCGAUACACCUCCGCAACGGCCCCAUCAUUGCGUCUGCUUCAGUCAGCUUUCUUCUACUCGUAGCCCUACUCAUCGUUUCCUUCUUGCCGCAAACCCGACUAGAGGAUGGCUUCUUGCCGAGACUAAGCGCAAUGCCUAACGACGACGCCUUUUCCCCAGCCAACUUUGUCUUCAGCUUCGUGCCCGCUUUAAUCGGCAUGAUCCUCUAUUUGUAUUUUCAAGGCAUCGAUCAGUCGCUGCGCAUUCUCCAACCCUGGGCCGACCUAUAUGAUGUGAACGGUUCUUUGGCGCAGAGAUCUCUUUUAGCAGACUAUGCAGCUUGUCUCCCCUUCCAGUCAACAUGGAGAGCACUGAGAAAUGGACACUGGAGAGUAGCGGCUGUGUCGCUGCUGGCGACGUUGUUUAUUUUCAUCUCAAUUCUAGGCGGCGGGCUCUUCAUGGCUUUAACAAGGCCUGAUCAAACGGUCCGAAUGUAUCCUAACAUGCCAGUGUUUGGCGUCUUGCUAGCAUUCCUGUUCCUCUACGUUGGCGGGCUAACUCUGAUGGUGCCCCACCGCCGCCAAUUCCUACUCCCGCGGCCGGUCAGCUCGAUCGCUGGAAUCAUCAGCCUCUGCUCUGCCGAGGAGCUUACACAAGAUGCUGCGUUUCGAUCCGUUCGAGGACGGAAAGACCUCGCAAGCCGGCUUGGUGUCGGACGCGACGAUGCCCGAGAAGAGAGUACGUGGUUCUUUGGCAUUGUGCCAGGAAAAGACGAGCACCGAUUGAGCGUACGGCGGAUGAACAAUUUUUCAGAAAAGCUGCCAAGGUCUUCUAGAUCCAUGGUUUGAUGAUAUUUUCCUCCUUAUUUUUUUCAUGUUAAAAGCCUGAAGAAGCAGAGCGUUUCUUUUCUUUUUCUUUUCUUCCUCUU